UUGAGAACAUUAUUGCCAGUUCGAUCGGUAGAGGGAGCGGAAACAGGAGAAAAGAGUGCCUGACGGCAGCAGCCCCACCGCCGGCCGAAAGUACCAUCCAGCACCGGGAAACACCAACGAGCCAAGCCGGCCCGAGUCACCAUCACUGAACAUGAGCAGCGAGGCCGAGACCCAGCCACAGCCAGCAACCGCCGCCGCCAGCAGCGAGGGCAAGGCCAGCCCGGCACCGGCUAACGGCAAUGCCAUCGCCGUGGGGGAGAAGAAGGUCAUCGCAACAAAAGUCUUGGGGACCGUGAAAUGGUUCAAUGUGAGGAACGGCUAUGGAUUCAUAAACAGGAAUGAUACUAAAGAAGAUGUAUUUGUUCAUCAGACUGCCAUUAAGAAGAACAACCCAAGAAAAUACCUUCGCAGUGUAGGGGAUGGAGAAACUGUAGAGUUUGAUGUUGUCGAAGGGGAAAAGGGUGCAGAGGCAGCGAAUGUUACUGGGCCUGGUGGUAUUCCAGUACAAGGAAGCAAGUAUGCUGCAGAUCGUAACCAGUAUAGACGCUACCCUCGUCGUAGGGGACCUCCACGCAACUACCAGCAGAACUACCAGAAUACAGAAGGUGGAGAUAAAAGUGAAGGCACGGAGAGUGCACAAGAAGGGGAUGGCCAAGCUCAACAGAGGCCUUAUCGCAGGAGACGUUACCCACCACCUUAUUAUAUGCGUAGACCCUAUGGCCGUCCUCCACCAUACUCCAACCCCCCUUCUCAGGGUGAAGUUUUAGAGGGUGCUGAUACAGGUGGCAGUGGCGAAGCAGGUGCUAGACCUAUGAGACCAAAUAUGUACCGAAGAUACAGACCUCGAUACCGCAGAGGUCCACCUGGCCCUAGACCACAGAGAGAUUCAGCUAAUGAAGAAGACAAGGAAAAUCAAAUAGAAGGUUCCCAGGUUCAACAGACACGCCCUCGUCGGUACCGCCGCAAUUUCAAUUACAGGCGUAGGCGGCCCCAAAAUCCUAAACCAAGAGAUGGCAAAGAGAAUCAGACAGCCGAACCACCAGCUGAGAAUACGUCCGCUCCCGAGGCUGAGCAGGGCGGGGCUGAGUAAAUACCGGCUUUCCAUCUCUACCAUCAUCCGGUUUAGCCAUCAAAGUCGUGAAACAUCUGAAGAAUUUAACUCCAGCAAUAAGAAGACAGAAAAACAGACUUCCUGAAGUGCUUGCUUCUAACUUGACCAGAUGCCAGAUCUGUCUGCAAUACCUAUGCAGCAUUUGGAGUUUAUUACUUUUGCCUAAAUUUGAAACUUCCUUUGGGAAUGUUUUUUGUAAACCUAUUUUUUUUCUUAAUUUGAUACCUGGUCAAAGUAAACAUUUUUAAGAACUUCAUUUUUAAUCUUUAAGAUGUGAACUUGGAUUUUAAAUAAAUGCAAGCACAUGGUAUUUUAAAA
Protopterus annectens (West African lungfish) is the source of this 1429-nucleotide messenger RNA. RefSeq names its product Y-box binding protein 1 (gene YBX1). Gene Ontology annotation, biological process: regulation of gene expression. Gene Ontology annotation, cellular component: nucleus. Bases 152 to 1090 code for a protein of 312 amino acids. Gene Ontology annotation, molecular function: nucleic acid binding. The record is from RefSeq and is a predicted model, not a curated record. The transcript is spliced from 8 exons. Lineage: Eukaryota; Metazoa; Chordata; Ceratodontiformes; Protopteridae.